Magnusiomyces paraingens is the source of this 2289-nucleotide messenger RNA. RefSeq lists its product as uncharacterized. Gene Ontology annotation, biological process: regulation of transcription by RNA polymerase II. The record is from RefSeq and is a predicted model, not a curated record. Gene Ontology annotation, cellular component: nucleus. The transcript has 3 exons. Gene Ontology annotation, molecular function: RNA polymerase II cis-regulatory region sequence-specific DNA binding; DNA-binding transcription factor activity, RNA polymerase II-specific. Lineage: Eukaryota; Fungi; Ascomycota; Dipodascomycetes; Dipodascales; Dipodascaceae. The coding region runs from base 1 to 2289 and encodes 762 amino acids.
AUGUUUCAUAUAACCAUUCACAUUCUCCUCCCCAUUCUCUUUCUCAUAUUCAUUCUCAUUCUCAUUCUCAUUCUCAUUCUCAUUCCCAUUCCCAUUUUCAAAGUUCCAAUUGUUCACACUCUCAGAACUCUAAUGGCUCUCAUUCUUACCAUUCUCAUCACCCACAUUCUCAUUCUCAUCAAUUUACUCAAAUGUCAGGAAGCUGCUAUUUGUCACAACCUUGAAAAAGCUGUCUGUCUCAAUCGCAUAAAACCAUGCCCUUCGCAAGCUAUCUUUCCUCAACUCCCAUAUGAGGCUACACAUCACCAAAAUCAUUCUCAUAUCCAUUACAAUCAUAAACCUUCCUCAUUGGCAGAAAGAACUCUAACAUCAAUCGAAAAUCUUGAUGUCAAAUCUCCUCAUUCUCCUUUGCCAAGCUCAAAUCAUUCAAAUAAUAUCUCUCAAGUGUUGACUGAACUUUCCUCAUCCUCUUCUCUUCAGCCUCGAUAUAGCUCCAGUCGCAUACAACAGCAACCUCCUCCUCUUAAAAAAAUUCGUCUUCCUGAUACUGAAUUACCUUUUAAAUCUGCAUCAUUUCCCGCUACUAUCAACAAAGAACAGAAAACAGGGGGGUCUCAGCAAUAUUCUAAGUUUCUCAGUCCCGAUCAAUCCUCAAAUCCACAGGCCAUUGGAACUGAAUCAAACACUCGUAAACGCUCUGCAGAUGAGAUUUUUGAAAAGCCUAAACAAGACGAACCUGUCAAUUUCUACUGUCAUUGGGGUGAUGGUUGCGAUACAGCAAAGUUUUCUACUGAAAUUGAUCUUGACUUGCAUUUACGUUCGCAACACUUGAAACCAUUUGAGCAAAAUUCUUUAAAUCAGAAUCUUCCUCCUCUUCCUCCUCCUCCUACAUCAUCAAUCACAAGUUUUCCGAAGCCUAGUACUAAGGAUACUGCAGCUAUUGACAAUAAAUUUGUGGUCUGCAACUGGGACUCUUGUAAUCUGGAACUUUCUGAGUUUGAUAGCCUUCUUGAUCAUAUAAAAAAGGAUCAUGGGCAAUCUUACUCACGCUUUCCCCAUAGUGAGUGCAACCAUAAUCAUGUCGAGAAUAAAAAUAAUGAAAAACCUCUUCAGUGUUUGUGGCAAAGUUGCUCCUUCAAUACCGGCAAUUUUGACCUUUUUGACUCCCACCUCAGCACUCAUAUUAACCCUGCUGUAACAUUAAACGAUACUGAUGCAUGUACCCUUUCGAACUGCUCUGACGAAACUCACCAGCAUGCACUCAAAAAUGGAGUUACAAUGUUUCAGUGUGAAUGGAAUUCCUGUAACUUCAAGGCCGAAAACUUUAACGACUUUACUAGCCAUGUUCGUCAAAAUCAUGUUUUAAGUACCUUGGAGGCUGCUGGAACUGGUAUGGAUACUACUACUAAUAGUACUAAUAGUACUAAUAGUACUACCAACAAAAGCAAGCCCCCCUUUCCACUUUAUCCAAUACCUGCAUCUGGACUAACAGAGUCCCACCCUAUCGAUGUUACAUCCUGCACUGAGAAUACAAAAGACAAGUCGUAUUUUGAGGACAAUGUUACUGCCGAUCAUGCUGAAGCGAUUGCACAUGUAAAGUCUGAGUUUCGACGCAAGCUCAAUUUCCGGAGACCUUGUUCCGAUACAGAUGAAGACAAUAACGGACCGCCUGUGUGCAGAUGGCUCUGUGAAGACCCUGAAACGGGCCAAACGCAUGAAUGCGGUGAGACUUUUGCGGACCCGGCGGCAUUAACUGCCCAUGUAUCUGAGGUUCAUGUCGGAUUUCGCAAGAGCCAGUAUGUGUGCCAAUGGGCUGGAUGUUCACGGCACUCACGACCCUUUGCACAACGCCAAAAGAUGACGCGCCAUAUGCAAACGCACACAAAAAACAAGCCAUAUCGGUGUAACAUUUGUGGCAAUUGUUUUGCAGAAGAUGCAGUGCUACGCCAACAUAUGCGUAUUCAUUCAGGCGAAAAGCCAUUUGAGUGUAAAGUAUGUGGAAAGAAGUUCACGGCAUCUACCGCACUUUCGGUUCACUUGCGCACGCACACUGGCGAAAAACCACUUAUGUGCAAAUGGCCCGGGUGCGGUAAGCGUUUUUCAGAAUCGUCAAACCUCACAAAGCACAUGAAAACUCAUAUGGCAGACCGACCGUUUGCUUGUUCGGUUGAGGGUUGUGGGAAACGAUUUGGUAGAAAUGACCAGCUACAACGUCACCUCAAAACACACGAGAAACGUUUAAAAAAGGAGUUGGCUUCAGCCGCUGCGCCGCACUCUGACUCUCUGUAA